This is a messenger RNA of Enhydra lutris kenyoni (northern sea otter), 705 nucleotides long. RefSeq names its product vegetative cell wall protein gp1-like. The coding region runs from base 1 to 705 and encodes 234 amino acids. The transcript has 2 exons. Lineage: Eukaryota; Metazoa; Chordata; Mammalia; Carnivora; Mustelidae. The record is from RefSeq and is a predicted model, not a curated record.
AUGCCCGCGGGGCUGGAAGCCCGCUGCGCCGUCCCCGGCCGGCUCCGGGCGCUGCCACCGCCCCCCGAGCAUCUGACGCGGAGCCCGGCACCGGGAGCCCCGGGCCAGGAAGCUGUCAGGCAGGGGAGGGCCAGCGCCAGCUGUGGACGUUCCGGGACAGCCCCUCACCCAGUCCCUGUCCCUGCCCUGCGCGCGGCGCAAACGCAAAAGCCUCCGUGGCUGCAACUCCAGCCCCGGUGGCCGCCCGACCCCUGUGGGGACCCUGGCUGCACCCACUGGAGAAGCGGCGCCUCCGGCUCCCGAGGCGGCGGCGGCUGUUCCUCGGUCCCGGCUGCGGCAGCCGCUGCCCCACUCCUCCCGCAGCUGCCCCAGCUGUGGCCGCCUCUCCGCCCGUGGCACCCACAGUCUCUGCCGCGGCUCCCGCGGCCCCCUCCUUUCCCCACCUCUUCAAGUAUCGUCUGCGCAGCGGUUUCUCGCGAGAGAAAUACUUUUUUUAAAAAAAGAAAGAAAAAGAAAAUGACACCCCCUCCUACAUCCCCCUCAUCGCCACCCCACCCCUCGGCCCCAUCCAUCCUCCCUUUCCACUCCCCUUUGCCAGCCACCGCCUCGGCGCAGGGGCCUCCCUUGCUCACAGGAUUAGCGCAGUUGGGAGGAGGCAGAGGUGAUCAGGUUCUGUCCGGCCUGGGAUUUUUCGUUUUGGGGUGA